GGCGACGUAGCUAAUAAGCUAACCAACCCACCGGACACGUUAAUGUCACCUGACCGAUAAUUAACGUCGGUGGGAGUUUAUUCUGGCCCAGAACACGCUUAAAACACAAAUCCUCAAAAUCAAAAUCCUCGCAACAGAUGUUCGUUCGACCCCUGCCAACAACAGACACCCUCCCUCGCUAGCAUCCGAGGGUGGACAAGGCAAAAAAGGCUAGCAAAGCGAUAACGAGCAGCUAAUCACAACUAAAAAUGAUGCGAGGAGAUAAAAGAGCAGACAUAGCCAACGGGGACAGUCAUUACAGCAGGGCAUGAGGUAAAAAUUUCACCUACCAGUAACUCAAACGAUAUCCACCCCGACUCCGUGUUUGUUAAAAGGUUGAUAUAUGGUGGCAAAAUGAAAAGACAGUGCUAGCUGCUCGUUAGCUCAUGGCUAGCUGUCGGGCUAACUCCAGAGACUGAGCUGGUUAGCUGUUAGCAGCGGACUGACUGCACGUCCUGUGGGCUUGGCUCCGUCUGACAACGCCCGCCCGCCUGGGAAAACUACACAACACUCUCUUUUACUUUCUCAACAUGAAUUUAACUCCAAUUUACAGCUAAUAAUAAAAAAAGGUCCCUAAAAUUGAAUAAUACAUGUACAAAUAACAUAACGUCAGCGUUAUAAUGGUAACUACAUUGCAGUUUAAGGUAAAAUACAAAAAAAAAGGAGGUGGAUUAAACAUGCAUGAUAAUUGAUCAAUUAGCUAAUCCGUAUAAUUGUUACCACGUUUGUGAAAGCAGAGCCCUUUUGUCAAGCCAGAAAAAGAGAGAAACGUCUUAAAAACUAAGGUAAUUUCUGUUUAAAUGCAUUUUUAUUGAAAUAAACAACUCAGUACAGAAAAAUUUUGCAACUUAAACCCCAAAUCCACAAGUAAAAAUGUCUUAACUUUAUUUGUAUAGGGGAAACCAUGUUAAAUUAAUGCAUACAUUGUAUUUUCUUUAACUUUUGAUGACAUGAUCAGACAGGUGAUCAUUGUAGUUUGUAUUUAUUGAAGAUUAGGGUUGCAGAAUUCUAGGAAUUUUCAAAGUUUUUCCAUGGGAAAAUUGGAUUAUGUUUAAUUGCAUCAUCCCUAUCACAUAAAAUGAAUCCAAUUGUUGCUUAAAGCUCCCUCAAAGUGAAGAAAAAGCUGUUAACACUCAAUAAGAGUGGACGAUAAUGCUACUUUUUCUCUUUUUGUGCUUUAGGGAUGAAGGCAAAGGUGAUCAUUUCUGACCUACACUUGAAAUUUGCACAAAAGCCAUGGAAUGAAACCUUCCAGCUUGUCCGAAGAUGCAUGGUAGGACUGUAAAGACAUAUUUGUAUUUUAAAAAAUUCCCCUUCGUUACUUCCCAUGAAGAAAUCCUCUUUUGCAGAGCUAUUUUAAAGUAGCUCUAUGCAGAGAAAAUGUGCAUACUUUAAUGAAAGUUGCUGGGCAGUUAGUGGAUCACUCCUCUAACAUGAUGAUGUGCUACAAAUCGGGAACUGGUGUGGUGAUGCACUGAUAAUGAGAUCAUCUAUCGAGGAACACACAAGUCUUUGUUGUUGGAUCAGCAGGCUGUGCAUCAACUGUGACUUGGAUGCACUUCAACUAAAUGGCAAAGUGUGUGUGUGUUUGUGUGUGUGUGGGAAGCUUUUUAAGUUGUAUCUAGGUUGCCUCAUGGCCCUGGCAGUAUCCUGUAUGGCAUUACAAUCACUAUCUUUUAGCUUACAUCAUUUGUUUUGCCUCUAUUUACAUACUAGUGAAGAUGCCACUCUUUAUCAUUUAAGUUAAACAGAAAGGCGAAAAAACAUGUACGCUGCGAUACCAGCUUGUACAUUUAGGUUAUGUGAGGGUGUAUUAGUUUUUGUGAGAUUCGUCAUGGGUGGAGCACUGGAGCAGAUAAUACUUGUGGAUUAAUACAAAGUGGAGCUUGGCAGUGGUCAGUCUCUGGAGUCUGGUAAAGAUUACUUGGUGGUCUGAAGUGAUGUGUGGUCCAAAGGGAUAAGGCAGCUGGGGCGUGUCGUAGAGUUUCCUGCCAGCGGUGAUGCAGAAGAGGACUUUUCUCUGACUGUGCUUCUCCUGGAGGCAGUUUCUGAUGUAUUUUUUGUACACCCAUGUGCAUGCACUGCUAAUUAAAACAUCCCAAGUGUGAAGCAUCCAAGUGAAAACACCACACUUGGCAGGGUGUCGUGCAGCCUCUGUGUUUUGGGAUGGGCCGGGACGACCAAAGACUGUUUAUACAAGGAGGACACUGUCACACAACCACUCCAUUGUUGUGCUUUUCUCCUUUUUGUCCCCCGAUAGGACAAAUCCAGAGAUGAAUCCAAACCCUGUGAGCCAUUGGUGAGAUCGUUGGAAAGGCUCCAGGAAGUUUUUAAUGGUAAAUAAGCUGCAUUAUGGAAGAUUCUGUCUGUACUAUUUGAAUUCACUUUAAAUCACUUAACAUGUGAGUAACUGGCCUCUAUGUUUUUCAGUGUCCUCUCUAAGCGCCACAAAAUCUCGUCUGGAAAUGGUUGCCAAAAAACAACGGUAGAAAGUUGACUUCAAUGUGCAACUUUGUAGACUUGAGAUAUCAAAAUUGUCCUUUUCACAAUAUACAAUAUAUCACAAUGUUCCAUUCUCAGGAUGGGAUUUCACAUUACUGAGGCCACCUGCUACUUCACAGCUGACCUCUUCUACCUGGAGGUGGUGUUGCUGCCAUGUGGCGGGGUGAGAGAGGUAAAAGUAGCCCCACAUGGAGGAUCCCCUGUUGUAAGUAUUUCACCUUUCCCUGCAUAAGUUAUUCCUCCCUUUUUUACUGAGCAGUGAACAUUUUUAAUUGUCUUGCAGCCCAGCGAGUCAUUUCUUCAGCUGCUGAGGUGAGCAUUAUAAAGACGGUAAAUUUUCAAGGAUGAGGCUUUGAUGGCUACUCUUAGCACAGCAAUCCCCUGUGCAAUAAACAGAGAUGACGGUGAUUCUUAAUGGUUAAUUCAAAAGAAAUAUGUGGCUGAAAAUGUGGAUUGUUUUUGGCGCAGGUCACACAAUUUUGCAGGAUUCUCUGAGAAGCUGGAAGGUCUCUACAACCAGUACAACAUCCCAGGAGACGGGUGGGUGUGCCAUCCACUAAUCAAAUAAUUAAUUUAUCUGUUAUCAGCUGUGGCUUUUCUAACAUCUUUGUUGUUUUGUUACAGUGAAGUCAAAUUAAAAUUGUUUGCAUCUCUUCAAUGUCUGGGGAAGGAUUUGCAGCAAAUAUCAACUUUAGACGAGUAAGUGACGAGAAAUAAAACUUGUUUAAUUUUCAUAAUCACUUUUAACUCGGCAUAUUACUUUUUAAGCCCAAUCUUUCUGGAGAUAGAUAAAUGCUUUUUAAACAUUAUUAAGUUGACUGAUUUUUAGGUAAAAGCUUGGCUACAUAAAUGUGGCUUGUUUAGCUUUAGCUAGCUUGAAAAGUAGCUUAAAAAGUAGCAUAGUUUCCUUUGAAUUGAGUUUGAUUCAAAGACGUAGGUGGCUUUGAGUUUUGUAAGUAUAAAUAACAAUCCAUGUUUAAAGUACAAUGUUUCAAUUUGACUACCCCCAAGAUAGAGGCUAGAUUAGACUUACUUAUGGAACAUAUGAUUAGCUAAAUUUUAGAUAACCAUAUGCUACAUUUUUCCCUAAUUUAGCUUUUUACAAAGGCCAAAUAUCUGCUGAAUUCCAAUCAUUAAAUAUGAGAAUUUGAUAUUGGUUUGCUUAAAAUCUAACGUUUUACACUUUAUCUGUAUCAAUAUUUACCGAGGGGCAAGCUACAUGAAAUUUACCGUCAAAAAGCUAAAAUAUAACUAAAAUAAAUGUUAAUGCCAGGUUCAGUAUGUCAAUGAUGAAAGUAUAGAAAGUGUCUGAAACAAACUAUAAUCAACUAUUGUUCAUGUUUCAGGACAUCACAAGCCUUUAGCACUGCAGUGGAAGUGAUAAAUAAUGGCAGAAUAGGUUGUGUGAUAGCAGAGAAAGAAGGUAAAUAACAACAUCACAGGAAAUUAAGUUAUCGUCCCUUUUUCUGAAGUUAUAAUCAAGUUUGUUUUUCUAGAUUGCCCCCUGAUUAUCCAGUUUUACACAAACCGUACUAAUGAAGCAGAGACGUCAGAUCUCAGUAAGUUGUUUUUGUUGUCUACCAUUCGGAGAGUAAAAGCUUACAUGUUUAAACUCUAACAGUCCUUGUUUGUCCUUGUUUUUAAAGCUAUGACAGACACAGAGCGAGUCAUCAAUGCAGCUCAGGUUACAUUAGGUGACAGUGAUGUAACUCGCGAGCUUCAGAUGGCGCCUGUGAUCGCACAGCCUGCACAGCUGGACCCCCAGGGGUAACAUGUUACUGUUUAAUCUGCGGCUCAGCAGGACACUGUUCAUUUUCCACCCCACUGAGAAUGUGAAUACCUGUGGUGUUUCAAAUUGUGUCCUGUGGCAGUUUUCCUGUGUUCCUGCCUCUGAGUGAGGUGCAGUGUGAGACAAUGCCGGCUGUCUUUCUUCUUAAACUGCAGCCCGCCAUCCCAGUAAUGGCAUCUUUUAUUAACAGGAUCGGCCAUGUCACAGGUAGAGGCACUUUAAACAAAGAAAGAAAAAUUCUACAAAUAUAGUCGGUUUAGUCAAGAGUUGAAUUUUUCUGUCUGUGAUGUUCACAGAUGUGGCCAUACCAGAUGUUGGCCUGCAGUGGGCACCAUUACCCAAGCUUCUGAUGAGGCGUUCAAGUGCACACAUCCAGCAGGAAAUAUUAGACGAGCAGGAUGCUACAUUUAAAGUGGUAAGCAGGUUUUAACAUGAUAUGGUUAAUUUUAAACAUAUUUCAAUGAAGUUAAAGGAGCCAGUGCUUUUAUUAGUUUUCUUCUCCAGUCUCUUCCAGGUGAUGUGACACACAGUUAUGUUCUACCUGGAGCUGCAUGGAAAGAGUCCACCCACAGAGCAGCAGUUAUAGACAGCGUUCCCUUCACCCACCCAAACCACGUCCCCGCCCUGCUGGAGCUGCUCCGGCAUCAGUGUGUCAUCAACACCCUGCUGAGCAGCUGCUUUGUCUCUCACUGUGAGGGAACAGGUAGGAGAAUUUUAACAUGGUAAAGAUCAGACAAGAAAAUUCAUCAUCUGCACAUGCAAAGUGUGACUCUUUUAUUGAUGAAUCUUCUGUCAGGUUUAGUUUGUGAUCUUCACUUUGAAGUCCUUCCUGAAUCUGAGAGCAGCUUCUCUGUGACCUUCCAGCCACCAGGAACUGACUCCCUCGCUGUUUGUGAGCAAUUCUGACAUUUUCUGCCAUAGUUUUGUUUAUAUUUUUAGACACAUCAUUUACACCUGGUAUCAAAACAUUAUUUACAUCCUGAUUUAUCAUUUGUCUAAUAACCAAUCCCAUCUAAGGGUGGCUUACUGAGUCACGUCUUGACUCUUUGCAGUGAAACUAAUAAGAUUAUUCCUUCUCUUUCCCCUCUUGGGGCAAUUUACAUACUUAAAUUAAUCAGAUAUCUUGCUGUAUCAUUAUAUGACUUUCUUUUAGUGUACCAAACACAGCAGAAUAAGCUGUAUUCUGAUGUUAUUGCUAUCAUGGGCCAUGCUUUGGAUAUCAUGUCAUCAUGUCAUGAGUUACCCUGCGAUCCCAGCUCCUAGUCGCGUCUUUUCUUAACAUCCGCACAGUGCAUUUUUUUUUUGUUUGGUUCAUGUUAUCUUCAUUGAGAUCUGAUCUGUCCUCAAGAGGAAAACCCGCAGAGCGAACUGAUGACAAAGGCACAUUGUGCAGAUUUACACACACAGUGGAUCCAAACACAGUAAGAGCCACACUGCCUCCAGAUGCAGUCGGACAGAUCUGAUAAAGAUGUUGCACCCUGGAUGAGAAGACAUCUUUUUUCCAUUUCGAGAUCAUACUUUUAUACCAGGAGCAAUGUUAUUAGAUCAAAAUAUUGUCCAAUAAUCAUAAAACUGAUGGCUUAAUAUUAUCUUUUUGCUUGUUUUUGUUGCAGUGCUGGUGAAUGUAUCCGAUCCCCGUCACAUUAAAUGUACUCUGUAUGGAGCUGGGCCAUCAGAUCCCUCAAUGGAUGAAAACCUAUCCAAGGUCUUGAAGAGGUAUGGCUCUGGAUGAAAAUAAGAUUGAAACAUAUAAGAUAUAAAAGCUAAAAAUGUAAAAGCAUUGCACCAUGAAGAACAGAGUUUUUAAAGUUCUUCCACCUGAUGCUCCUCCUGUCGUCUUUCAGGUGUUUGUCUGUCCCCGUCACUCUCAGCACUCUCUACAGCAAGCUAGAUGAGAUCACCGCCGCUCCAAUUUCUCCAAGCCACCCAGCCACCACAGAGGCCCAAAAUGACCACUCUGCUCCCUCAAACGCCACCGUGACCGACACCAGCGGCGCCUCCACCGUGUUCUCCCAGAGUGCAUCUGUGCCAGAGGACGGCUUCAGUGUUCCUGGACCGGCCUGCUAUGCUGUUUCUGUAUCCAAAUCUGAGCUCUGUCCUGAAAUAAACACCAGUCCUGCUGUCCACCCGUACCCAUACACCCCUCCAGUGGGGGCGUUCUCACAUUGGGUGACGAGUAACGGACAACUGUCAGACCCUAUCUGAAACUGUGCCCACAUUACCUUGUAGACCCCAGCUUUAAAAAGAGUGAUAUUUUCAUACUUUAUCAAAUGUUUUAGUAAAGAUUAUGCUUUAUUCUUACAUAACUUUAGUUUCCUGUAACUCAUACUGGGUCAGAAAGUGUUAUCUCUUUCUCCUUUUGAGUGUUUCUUACUUUGCAUUCCAGCGUGGCAGAGACUGCCGGUUGUAAAGGUUUUGAGGUUUGGCGUUUGACCUCUCUCUCCCAGACAGCCAAGAGCCGGCUGAUUGGUACCAUGUGAGCCAAUCAAACAUUUUUAGAGUGCAUGAUGCAUUCUUGAUGGCUCGUAAGAGUAAAAAAGAUCAACAAACGACACACUGUAGUAAGAAAUAGCUUGACUGGAUCCAUAAAUAACAUCCUGAAUGGGGUUUGACAUUGUGCUAACAUGAAAUUGUUACAUUGGUGACUUGAGUUUUGGCGCACUUGGUAAUGUUUUUGUCAUAUUUUUUCAGCCGUUUUAUGUGCAACAGAGACAUGGCAGUCGGUGUUGAAGAGUAAAACCUCUGUGGAAUGGGAAAUCCCAAAGAAGCACAUUAUAUUUGAAUGCAGACUAGCAAAACUUCCCAUGUUUGAAGCACCAGCAGUACAGAAUGAGUCCUAUUUUCAAAUGUUUUAUUUGUUAGAGAAUUAUGUCUGAUUGAAAACUUACAUUUGUUGAAAAUAAAAGCAUUGCAAAUAUCAAUAAAAGUUUAUUUGUC
This is a messenger RNA of Xyrichtys novacula (pearly razorfish), 7267 nucleotides long. Lineage: Eukaryota; Metazoa; Chordata; Actinopteri; Labriformes; Labridae. The record is from the annotation of a GenBank genome assembly.